Messenger RNA from Passer montanus (Eurasian tree sparrow), 3303 nucleotides. It is a transcript of the gene GBA2, whose product is annotated as glucosylceramidase beta 2. Gene Ontology annotation, biological process: central nervous system development; glucosylceramide catabolic process; carbohydrate metabolic process. The coding region runs from base 40 to 2616 and encodes 858 amino acids. The transcript is spliced from 17 exons. Gene Ontology annotation, cellular component: membrane. NCBI's taxonomy places the organism in Eukaryota, Metazoa, Chordata, Aves, Passeriformes, Passeridae. The record is from RefSeq and is a predicted model, not a curated record. Gene Ontology annotation, molecular function: glucosylceramidase activity; beta-glucosidase activity.
CGUGCUUCCGCCGUGCCCCGGGGGCGGCGGGGGGCGGUGAUGGCGGCGGCGGCGGAGACGGCGGAGUGGCCGCUGAUGCGGCGCUACGAGGGGGCAGCGCAGGGCCGCGGCGUGGCGGCGGACGGCUGGCGCGUCUGCCUGGCGCACAGCUUCGAGGAGCUGCGGCAGCCCUACGGCGCCGGGGACGUGCCGCUCCGCGAUGUCCUGCGGCACGUCGGCCUCGCCUUGCGAUAUUUCAGGUGGUGGGUCAAGAAGACCCGCAUAGAGAAGAAAACUGCCUUCAUUGACCUCUUGUGUGCUGUUCCUCUGAAGCAGAUCUAUGGAUGCCCGCUGGGCGGGAUCGGGGGAGGCACCAUCACCCGCGGCUGGCGGGGAGAGUUCUGCCGCUGGCAGCUGAACCCUGGCCUCUACCACUAUGAAACAGUCAUCGCCAAUCAGUUCACAGUGUGCCUGCGGUGCAAGGGGCAGACCAUUUACCAGCAGGUCUUGUCCCUGGAGAGACCCAGCAGCCUGCAGAGCUGGAACUGGGGCUACUGCGGCCGCUACGGCUUUUACCACGCCCUGUACCCCCGUGCCUGGCUGGUCUACGAGCUGCCGGGGCAGCAGGUGGUGCUCACCUGCCGGCAGGUCUCGCCCGUCAUCCCCCACGACUAUAAGGACUCCAGCUUGCCGGUGGCAGUGUUCGUCUGGGAGGUGGAGAACGGCAGGGAUGAGGCCGUGGAAGUGUCCAUCAUGUUCAGCCUGCAGAACGGCGCGGGAGCGAAGGAGGCCGGCAGCGGCGGGCACUGGAACGAGCCCUUCGCCCUGCACAAGGACGGCCAGCGGGUUGCUGGGGUGCUGCUGCACCACUGCCCGGCCCUCAACCCCUUCACCCUGGCCAUCUCUGCCCGGCAGAAGGCUGGCACGGGAGUCACCCAUGUUACGGCAUUCGAUCCCACGGGAUUGGGGAGAGAGGUGUGGCAGGACCUCCUGCAGGAUGGCAGGCUGGAUUCACCCACUGGUAAGAGCAGGCCGACAGAGAAGGGGGAGGUGACAGCAGCAGCAGUGUGUGCCAGCUGUACGGUGCCUGCCCAUGGGCACAAGACGCUGGAGUUAGCCCUGGCUUGGGACAUGCCCUGUGUGCACUUUGGCUCCAAGGAGAAGCUGCACCUUAGGCGGUACACCCGGUUUUUUGGCAGCAAAGGCGAUGCUGCUCCUGCCCUGUCCCAUUAUGCCCUGACACACUACGAAGAGUGGGAGAGGAAGAUAGAAGCUUGGCAGAAUCCCAUCCUGGAGAACAGCCAGCUGCCUUCCUGGUACAAGUCAGCCCUCUUCAAUGAGCUCUACUUCAUGUCGGAUGGAGGGACCAUCUGGAUGGAGGUGCCCCCUGAUUGCUGUGCCCAGGACCUGCAGGGGCCGGCGGGGGCAGGGCUCUCCCACCUCCUCCCUGUCCUGCGGGAGUACGGAAGGUUUGCUUAUUUGGAAGGCCAGGAGUACCGGAUGUACAACACCUACGACGUCCAUUUCUACGCCUCCUUCGCUCUCAUCAUGCUGUGGCCCAAGCUGCAGAUCAGCCUGCAGUAUGACAUUGCUGUCACUGUGGUGAACGAGGAUGUCCAGCCCCGGCAGUACCUGAUGUGUGGUCAAACAGCCCAGGUGAAGAUGAAGAAUGUGGUGCCACAUGACAUUGGGGACCCAGGUGACGAGCCAUGGCAGCGUGUCAAUGCCUACCUGAUGCACGACACUGCUGACUGGAAGGACCUCAACCUGAAGUUUGUGCUGCAGGUGUACCGUGACUACUACCUGACCCACGACUCCCUGUACCUGCGGGACAUGUGGCCAGUGUGCCAGGCUGUGAUGGAGUCGGAGCUGAAGUUUGACACGGAUAACGAUGGGCUCAUUGAAAACGGAGGCUUUGCUGACCAGACGUACGACGCGUGGGUGGUGCACGGAGCCAGUGCCUACUGCGGCGGACUGUGGCUGGCUGCUGUCUGCAUGAUGUGCAAGAUGGCAGAGGUGCUUGGGGAUACUGAGAUCCAGCAGAAAUACCUGGACAUCCUGAACAAGGGCAAGGAGGCGUUUGAGAGGAUGCUCUGGAAUGGAAAAUACUACAAUUAUGAUAGCAGUGGAAGUGACACGUCCAGCAGCAUCAUGUCAGAUCAAUGUGCUGGGCAGUGGUUUCUUGGAGCUUGUGGUCUGGACCAAGGGGAGUUUGAGGUUUUCCCCAAGAGCCACAUUCUCAGCGCGCUCAAGACCAUCUUCGAGAAGAACGUGCUGGGCUUCGCGGGCGGCGCCAUGGGGGCCGUGAACGGCAUGAGGCCCGACGGCGUGCCCGACACCUCCAGCGUGCAGUCCAACGAGGUCUGGGUCGGCGUGGUCUAUUCCCUGGCGGCCACCAUGAUCCAGGAGGGCAUGGUGGAGGAAGGCUUCCGUACGGCGGAGGGCUGCUACCGCACGGUGUGGGAGCGGCUGGGCAUGGCUUUCCAGACUCCGGAGGCCUAUCGGGAGAAGAAGGUGUACCGCUCACUGGCCUACAUGCGGCCCCUCAGCAUCUGGAGCAUGCAGCUGGCCCUGGAGCGCCGCGCUGGCCGGGCACCGGCACCCGCACAGCUCCCCCAGGGCAGCACCCACCCUUGAGCCUCGUGGCUCUGGGCAGGGCACCGGGUGCACCACGGGCUGGGGGGGCAGAUGGCAGGCAGGGACCCUCCCCUCCCUCGCUGUGCUAGUACUCACAUUGCUGUUUUCCUUCCCUACCUCCACUACGUGCCCUUGACCUCAGGGGGCUUCCAGCUGCUGAUGCUGAGCACAAGGGCGGGACCGGAGGUGUGGGGGAUGUCUCCUCAGAGCAUGGUGGCUUAAGGAGUUGCUGCUGGAGCCUGUGCCUCCCCUUCGCCAUCACUCUGGGCUGUGACAGCCUGCAGGCUGCCCAGCCAUCCCAAACUGCAGCUGGCACCUUGCCCAGGGGCACAGGAGACCUCUCUCCUGCAGUCACUGGGCUGGGGGAGGUGGGCAGCUGUCCUGCAGGGAAAGAAGAGGCUGUGGGGGAAUGUGUGUGUGAGGAUACUGGAGCGGUGCUCUGGGGCACACGGGUGCUGUAGUUGUCCUGGGCUGGCACUGCCCAUAGGGACUGGCUGUGCCCCAGGAGGGCCUGUGGCAGGCACAAUCCCCAGGGGAGACCCGGCUCCCUGCACAGUGACAAUCUGAGCCCAAGAAGCAGGUCCUGGUCUGGUACCAUGGCCCCUCCCUGCUGGCGCCGGGGGCAGGCAGUGGAGCACAUUCAAGGGGAUAAAUCACUUCAAUUCUUAAUAAAUCUGUCCAGCUGUC